CACUUCUUCGUCCUCAGGGUUUUCAGCGCUUCCUGGAAGUUCUGAAGCUCUUGCAGUGCAGUGAGUUCAUGCACCUUCUUGCCAAGCCUCAGUCUUUGGGAUCUGGGGAGGCCGCCUGGUUUUCUUCCCUCCUCUGCUGGGGUCUGUUCCUCCCCAGGCCUCGCUGGCCCCCAGCUUCUCCUUCGGGCUCACAAAUGAAGAUGCACUUGCAAAGGGCUUUGGUGGUCCUCGCCCUGUUGAACUUUGCCACGGUCUGCCUCUCCCUGUCCACUUGUACCACCUUGGACUUCGGCCACAUCAAGAAGAAGAGGGUGGAAGCCAUCAGGGGACAAAUCUUGAGCAAGCUCAGGCUCACUAGCCCCCCUGAGCCAUCCGUGAUAACCCAUGUCCCCUACCAGGUCCUAGCCCUUUACAACAGCACGCGGGAGCUGCUGGAGGAGAUGCAGGGGCAGAGGGAGGAAGGCUGCAUGCAGGAAAACACCGAGUCGGAAUACUAUGCCAAAGAAAUCCACAAAUUCGACAUGAUCCAGGGGCUGGCAGAGCACAACGAACUGGCAGUCUGUCCCAAAGGCAUCACCUCCAAGGUUUUCCGCUUCAACGUGUCCUCAGUGGAGAAAAAUAGAACCAACCUGUUCCGGGCUGAAUUCCGAGUCCUACGGGUGCCCAACCCCACCUCCAAGCGCAACGAGCAAAGGGUCGAGCUCUUCCAGAUACUUCGGCCAGAUGAGCACAUUGCCAAACAGCGCUAUAUCGGGGGCAAGAAUCUACCCACUCGCGGGACUGCCGAGUGGCUCUCUUUUGAUGUCACUGACACUGUGCGUGAGUGGCUUCUGCGAAGAGAGUCCAACUUAGGUCUGGAAAUCAGCAUUCAUUGUCCAUGCCACACCUUUCAGCCCAAUGGGGACAUCCUGGAAAACAUCCACGAGGUGAUGGAAAUAAAAUUCAAAGGUGUGGACAACGAGGAUGACCAUGGCCGUGGAGACCUGGGGCGCCUGAAGAAGCAGAAGGAUCACCACAACCCUCAUCUAAUCCUCAUGAUGAUCCCCCCACACCGGCUGGACAACCCAGGCCAGGGAGGGCAGAGGAAAAAACGGGCCCUGGACACCAAUUACUGCUUCCGUAACCUGGAGGAGAACUGUUGCGUGCGUCCUCUGUACAUCGACUUCCGACAGGACCUGGGCUGGAAGUGGGUCCAUGAACCCAAGGGCUACUUUGCCAACUUCUGCUCAGGCCCUUGCCCGUACCUCCGCAGCACCGACACGACACACAGCACGGUGCUGGGAAUGUACAACACCCUGAAUCCUGAAGCAUCUGCGUCACCCUGCUGUGUGCCCCAGGACCUGGAGCCCCUGACCAUCCUGUACUACGUCGGGAGGACCCCCAAGGUGGAGCAGCUCUCCAACAUGGUGGUGAAGUCCUGCAAGUGCAGCUGAGAUGCCCCCUGACAGGAGAGAGGGAGAGCACUGCUGCCGCCUGACCGCCCGCUUCGGGAAACAAAAGCAACAGACCUCACCUGCAGGCC
This is a messenger RNA of Elephantulus edwardii (Cape elephant shrew), 1522 nucleotides long. RefSeq names its product transforming growth factor, beta 3 (gene TGFB3). Gene Ontology annotation, molecular function: type II transforming growth factor beta receptor binding; growth factor activity; cytokine activity. The record is from RefSeq and is a predicted model, not a curated record. NCBI's taxonomy places the organism in Eukaryota, Metazoa, Chordata, Mammalia, Macroscelidea, Macroscelididae. Gene Ontology annotation, cellular component: extracellular region. The transcript has 7 exons. The coding region runs from base 69 to 1433 and encodes 454 amino acids. Gene Ontology annotation, biological process: transforming growth factor beta receptor signaling pathway; regulation of cell population proliferation; SMAD protein signal transduction.